This is a messenger RNA of Prorocentrum cordatum, 525 nucleotides long. The record is from the annotation of a GenBank genome assembly. NCBI's taxonomy places the organism in Eukaryota, Dinophyceae, Prorocentrales, Prorocentraceae.
AUGCCCUGCUGUACCUGGCGGUGCCCCACCACCUCCAGGACGCGGUCCUGCGGCAGGGGUUCAGGACCCGCUGGCGCAGCAGCGUGCCCCGUGGCGGGCACCGAGGAGCAGGCGUUGCGGGCGCUGGCCCGCAGCUCCCCAGGCCCCGCGGCGUUGCUGGCCGUGACGUCCCUGCGCGACGGCAGCGGGAGGCACUACACCGUGACGCCGGGGCGCAGGGGCGGCUUCAGGAUCCGCUCGCCUGGCCUGCCGCGCACGUGCCUGAGCGCGGCCGACACCCUGAGCGUCGCGUACGUGGCGGUGCCGCGGGAGCUGCGGGACGUCAUCCUGCAGGAGGGCUACCAGCCUUCGCGCCGCCACAGCGUGCCCACGUCUCCCUCACGUGCUGGCGCUGCAGAGGCCUUCUGCCGGAACCACGACGGUCCAUUCGAGGUGCUCGGUGUGCUGCUGGACCAAACAUACCUCGCCACUGGCAUAGAGGUGGGUGGAAGCUGCGGACGCCAGUGCUGCCGAGCGAGCACUUGA